Messenger RNA from Caenorhabditis remanei, 696 nucleotides. RefSeq lists its product as uncharacterized. The record is from RefSeq and is a predicted model, not a curated record. NCBI's taxonomy places the organism in Eukaryota, Metazoa, Nematoda, Chromadorea, Rhabditida, Rhabditidae. The coding region runs from base 1 to 696 and encodes 231 amino acids. The transcript has 4 exons.
AUGGCCACUCCAUCAAUGCCCGUCGAAGUGCACUACUGCUUCUGCUUCCCGCACCACGAUGUGCAUCAAAAUAAGCUCCAUAGCUUGCGCUUUGCGCUUAAAUUCAAGAUCCUGAACCAAAAGAAUAACGAAACGGUUAUUCUGAUUAAUGAAGACACCGACCGUCAGUCAAUCGAAGAGAUGGUAGCGUUUGAGUUCCCAGGGGCUUAUGUCCGAGUGGCUCUUUACGACACGAUUUUGGAGAAUAUUGAGCAUGAUUUGGAAGGACAGUACGUUGGGUUCGAAUUCCCUAAAAGUGUGUCCCUCGUCCCGAAACUGCUGACAGCAGUCCAUGAGAAGGGCAGUGAGAAGAAGUUUGAGGUGAUGUGCCACUUCAUGGUGACCAACAAGGACGACAUCAAGUACCUGAAGUGCCUGGGAAUGGAGCAGGAGAAAUAUGGAAACGAGUUGAGGGAUUUCAUGAAACCUGAAGAACUGGAGAAGAGAGAGCGGAUGGAAGAAUGGGAGCGGGAAAUGAAGGAACGCUAUCGAAGCGACAGUCCGGAUCUAUCGGAGAUCUAUAGGGACGCCGAUGGAUUCGCCCACAUUCCUGCAAAAUGGUACCCGAAGGAAGAAGGAGAGGACGAUGAUGAUGAUGAUUAUGAUGUUCGGAUGGAAUCAGAUGAAGACGAAUACGUUCCAAGGCCAUGGGAAUAA